Messenger RNA from Hibiscus syriacus, 1521 nucleotides. Its product is annotated as putative UPF0481 protein At3g02645. The transcript has a single exon. The coding region runs from base 1 to 1521 and encodes 506 amino acids. The record is from RefSeq and is a predicted model, not a curated record. NCBI's taxonomy places the organism in Eukaryota, Viridiplantae, Streptophyta, Magnoliopsida, Malvales, Malvaceae. Gene Ontology annotation, molecular function: protoporphyrin ferrochelatase activity. Gene Ontology annotation, biological process: heme biosynthetic process.
AUGUCUUGUUCCCAAGCAAGAAGGUCAUCAGAUUUGGUUUCAAAUCGUGAUGAACGUCGAUGGGUGAUAAACAUCCGUACGUUCCUUGACGAUGAAGAAGAUGGUGAAGGUACUGAAGUUCUCGCAUCGAUCCACAGUGUUCCCAAAGCACUGAUUUCGAGUAACCCAGAGUUUUACACCCCACAAAUGGUUGCUAUCAGCCCUUAUCAUCAAUGGCGUCCGGAGCUUUACGAGAUGGAGAGAUACAAGCUGGCUGCUGCAAGACGAAUUCGAAGGCAAUCACGGCCGUCUCGUCUUUCGUUCCCGACGAUUGUUCAACAUCUGCAAAAGCUCGAGACGAGGAUCCGGGCUUGUUACAACAAGUACUUGGACGUCGAGGAUGAAACUUUGGCUUGGAUGAUGGCCGUUAACGGUUCGUUCUUGCUCGAGUUUCUUCGAAUCCAUGUUUGUCGUGAGGAUCAAGUGAGCAUGACGAUGUCGAAACUGAAUCACGACUCGAUUCUCAGAGACGUUGUGAUGCUGGAGAAUCAGAUCCCCUUGUUUGUGCUGCGAAAGGUGCUGGAAAUCCAAUACUCAUCGUCGGAAACAGCCGAUGAUAUCAUGCUUUCGAUGCUGAAGGGAUUUUCUGGCGAGCUCUCCCCUUUCAAAACAAUGGAGACGAUCGAUGUUUCGAAAUGUCAUCAUAUUCUGGAUUUUCUCUACCAAAUGAUCGUCCCUAACCUUGAACAAAUACCAUCCGAAGAUUCCGAACAAGUCGUCGAAUUGGAAGAACAGAAGGAACACACAGAUGAAAAAGAAAGCAUUAGUUACAGGAACCAGCUGUUGAUCGAGAUAUGGACGACGCUUUCGAAAAUGACUCAGUUGCACAAACCGUUCCGGCUCAUACUCAAUUUCCCCUGGAAAAUCCUAUCAAACAUAAUGAAAGAGCUAAAGAAGGAAGAUGACAAUUCCAUGAUAGAAGAGAUCACAAUCCCAUCCGUAUCUGACCUCUCGAAAGCCGGUGUCCGUAUCGUCCCGACGAACGGAAACAUCUCGACGAUCGGUUUCGAUGUCCAGACCGUCACAUUACACCUCCCGAUCAUCUCCAUAGACAAUAACACCGAUGUCGUCCUAAGGAACUUGGUGGCAUACGAAGCAUCGUACGCGAUAGGACCGCUGGUUUUCGCCCGAUACACCGAGUUAAUAAAUGGAAUCAUCGACACGGAGGAGGACGUGAGGUUGUUACGAGAAAAGGGUGUUGUUUGGAAUGGUUUGAAGAGCGACAAGGAAGCUGCUGAUAUGUGGAACGGGAUGAGUAAGUCCAUCAGAUUAACCAAAGUCCCGUUGUUGGAUAAAGUGAUUGAAGACGUUAACAAAUACCACACUGGCACAUGGAAGGUUAAGCUCAAUAACGUGUUGAAGCACUACGUCUAUCGUUCAUGGCGGUUCCUCACACUGCUGGCGGCGGUUGUGCUUCUGUUCCUGUCGACAUUCGAGGUCUUUUGCUCGGUUUAUGGCUGCUCUCGAGUCUCGACUCUAUGA